UUAUAGCAGGCGUCAGGGUCAGGCUCGAACCCCCGACCUCCCUGUAUACCAGGCGAGGGGGAUAACACCUCGCCACCGCGACGCCCCACCAGCUUGGCUGUGCAGGGCUGUAAACGGAAGAUGAAUGCUGAUUUGAGCACGAAUUCACUUAAAUUAAAUAACGAACAAAUAUGUCAUGCUUGAACAAGUAAGCAGAUAAAAAACAGCAAGUGCCAUUUUUUUAAAUAAUAAAAAUGCUAGAAAAAAGAAUAAUCCGAGAGAGAUGUGUCGACAGCAUCGACCCCCCCGACCCCCCACACUCCUUCAGUGACGUCACGUUGUAAAGAGGCGGCCUCUCGGCACGGCGAGACCAGAAGGGAUCGCGGGAGUGGUGGGGGAGCGCUGGGCGGGCGUGACGCUGGGAGCGAGCGGGCAUCGCCAGCGCUGACGCCGACGCCGCAGCAGCAGCAGCGCACGCCGUUCGGGAGCUGUGCAGCAGAUUCGGACGCCCGUCUUGUCUCAGCCAUGGCUGUCAUUCCGCUGGCAUCUUCCGUCUUCGCCGACACCCCCUCUGUGCUCUUCGGGGUGCUUGGCGUGCUGGCGCUGGUGCUCGCGCUGUCGCUCACCGCCUUCGUGUGGGUUUGCUGCCAACGCGCGCCGCCACCACCGCGGCGCUCCUUCUCCUCCUGCUCCUCGUCCUCCAGGGGCGCUCGCUCCCGCACCCCCUACCGCUUCGUGCACAUGCUCAAGAGCGCCCACAUCUAUCCCGAGACGCUGGGCGAGCGCCGCCACCCGCUCGCCACCCUCAAGCCCCUGACGCAGCCCGUCGGCCGGUCCGGCGAGAGUCCCCGUCAAGGCCCCGCACAAUCGCCCGAUGCCGCCGCCGUCCCAGCGAAGGCGGUCGGCGCUCCGGUAGAGGCGCCGGAACUGGGGACGCUGUCGUUCUCGCUCCAGCACGACGAAAGGAAGGAAGCACUGCUUGUCCACGUCAAGGAGGCACGGGGCUUGCCUCCGGCCGACGAGCUAGCCGCCACCACCACCGACCCUUGCGUUAAGCUGCUGAUCCUCCCCGAGCGGCGCUUCAGGGGGCAGACGCGGGUCCUGCGUGGCACUCGGGACCCGGUAUUCGAUGAGACGUUCGCCUUCUACGGCCUGAGCGCCGUGCAGAUGGAGGGCUCCGAGAUCACUUUCGCCGUGCUUAGCUUUGGGCGGUUGUCCCGCGAGGAGGUGAUUGGGGAGGUGACCGUGCCACUGGCAGGCAUCGCCGCGGGGCCUGAGGUGGUCGCCUUCUGUCGCCACAUCGUCCCACGUGGGAUGCAGAAACCUGCCGGGGUUGGAGAGCUUUUGGUCUCUCUGAGUUUCACGCAGGCCGACAGCCGCCUGACCGUGGUCAUCUUGAAGGCCCGGGGUCUUCACAAGAGGGACACUGGCUCGUCGCUCGGCGCGGCGUGCGUGAAGGUGAGCGCCUUCGCCGGGAGCGAGCGCGUGCUCAAGCGCAAGACCCGCGUGCGCCGGGCCUCCUCCGGAGCCCUCUUCAACGAGUCCUUCGAGGUGGCGCUGGGCGGCGGCGCCACCAGCCUCGAGCUGCUCGUCGUCGUGCACGCGGGAGCCGGCGACGAGGAGGAAGAGGAGGCGGGGGAGGAGGGCGACUCCGACUCCGCCGACGGAGCGGGGCCGUCGCCGCUGGGCCGCGUCGUUCUGGGCGCCGGCGCCGCGUCCCCACGCGCCCGCCAGCACUGGCAGGAGGUGCGGGCCGGCGGGGACGCGGCGGGCCGGCCGCUCGCCCGCUGGCACGCGCUGCAGCCGUGCUAAGCGCGGCGCUGUUGGGUUGCGGUGGUUGGUGUUGCCCCCUCCUUCACGGCCGAGGGGUGGGCGGCGGUUCGCAUUGCUUGGACACGAGACGAGAUGCGGCGACUCGCGUCGUCGCGUCUCGCCUCGACACGCUCGGAGUGCACCCCCCGAGCGGUAGCCGUCCCUGUGUGGCACCUGGUGACACUGCGCCUGGCCUUCAGGCGGGCAUUCGUCUGCCAGUAGGGGGACGACGCUGCUGUGUCUGUGUGUGUGUGGAGUCCCAAUUGAGUAAUUUGCGGUGUAAUAUUUCGAAUUUGAAAAAUAUGGAGCAUAAUGACGGUGGCACACGAUGGCGCUACUCUCGCGAAUCAUGUUAGGGGAUGAUUAUCAACUGUGAUUGAAGCAGACGGCGCAUAGCAUUUGUACGGCUCAUACACACACCGCAGUACUAACCAGGGCAGCCUGCCCCGUUAGAACCACAAACCUCUGCAACAAGCGGCAAACGCGCUACCGCUGGGAGCACGUGACCACGUGUUGUACAGCAUGAUGUCCGACGUUUCGCUGCACGUGCUGAAAGCUGAAGGAGCUCCACGUGCUCUUGAAGACGCACGCGGCAAAUCUUGACUUAAAGCUUUCGUGACUGCAGGAAUUUAUAAUCUUUGGGUCUUUCGAUAAAAUCACGUAGAUAGGUUCAAAAAAAUAACAAAAAACUACGACGUUUCGAU
Petromyzon marinus (sea lamprey) is the source of this 2495-nucleotide messenger RNA. Its product is annotated as synaptotagmin-11-like. The record is from RefSeq and is a predicted model, not a curated record. Lineage: Eukaryota; Metazoa; Chordata; Hyperoartia; Petromyzontiformes; Petromyzontidae. Gene Ontology annotation, molecular function: phosphatidylserine binding; clathrin binding; calcium-dependent phospholipid binding. Gene Ontology annotation, biological process: calcium ion-regulated exocytosis of neurotransmitter; vesicle fusion. Gene Ontology annotation, cellular component: axon; synapse; plasma membrane.